Messenger RNA from Anas platyrhynchos (mallard), 2492 nucleotides. RefSeq names its product neuronal vesicle trafficking associated 2 (gene NSG2). The record is from RefSeq and is a predicted model, not a curated record. Gene Ontology annotation, cellular component: endosome; membrane. Gene Ontology annotation, molecular function: clathrin light chain binding. Gene Ontology annotation, biological process: clathrin coat assembly; endosomal transport. Lineage: Eukaryota; Metazoa; Chordata; Aves; Anseriformes; Anatidae.
CGCGGCGGCCGCCCUUAAUUACAGCGAAUCGAAUAAAUUAACCGAAAAUUUCCGCCCGCCCCGCCUCCCCGCCGAGAUCCCCCCCCCCUCCUCCCCUCCCCCGGCCCCGCAGCAGCGCCCGGGCCGAGCCGCCGCCAGUGACCGCGUGGUUUGCAGUCUGGAAAGCAAGGUCCGAGAAUGGUGAAGCUGGGGAGUAAUUUGAACGACAAGAACAGCAAACCACCAUCCGGCGAAGAUGGUUUUCAGACAGUUCCUUUGAUCACGCCUUUGGAAGUAAAUCACCUGCAGUUCCCGGCUCCGGAAAAGGUAAUUGUGAAAACAAGAACAGAGUAUCAGCCUGACCAGAAGAACAAAGGAAAACUCAGAGUGCCCAAAAUUGCUGAAUUCACAGUCAGUUUCACUGAUGGUGUAACAGAAAGACUAAAGGUCACUAUUCUCAUAAGUCUGGCUCUUGCAUUCCUUGCCUGCAUAGUGUUUCUUGUGGUAUACAAAGCCUUUACUUACGACCACAGUUGCCCAGAUGGAUUUGUUUAUAAGCAUAAGCGGUGCAUCCCGGCCUCACUGGACGCGUACUACUCCGCACAGGAUUCCAACUCCCGGGGCAGGUUCUACACUGUCAUCAGCCACUACAGCAUGGCCAAGCAGACCAGCUCCCGGGCUGUAUCGCCUUGGCUGUCUUCAGGGUCAGUAAACCAUGAAGCCAAGGCUGCCAAGACAGAAGGUCAUUAAAGUUAACAAGUGGUGAUGGGCAAAGUGGGAGGGUGGGGGGACAACACCAUGUCUAUACUGCAUUGCUCUAGUUGAGAGAGGGUGCUGUGCUAGCAGCACGGUGGGAAUAAAUAGAACCCAAGUGCGGGAGUCAUCUUAAUGGAUAUUUCUUUUCGUGCAUUGUUCUCGUUGAUUUGUAACCGAGUCGAGCUCUUGUACAAAGGCAUGUUUGAUGUUGACUGUACCUUACGAUGUAAAAAUAUUUUUAAAUCAUUGCUUAACUAUUUGUUAGAAAAAGAAAUUAAAAAACAAAAAAAGCAAAUUAGAUAAACAGCCAGAGAGGAUAAAAGCAGCAAAGAGAAUCCCGCAAAGUUUCAUCGUUGCUGGAUAGCUGUGGCACAGACUUAACAUGCUGAAAAAUAAGCUGAAAUCCUUUUGAGAUACAGGAUAGAGAGAACCUGUUAGACACUGCAGUGUUGUUUAGCUUGCCAAAGGGGGGAUAUUUUGCAGUCAAAUCAAAUCUAGUAUCAAUGUGCAUUUACUGAUAAAUGCAAGCAUCCCCUCCUCCCUCAAACACACACACAUGCAAAGACAUAGGCACGCAGCCCUGCACAGUGGCCUAAGCAAAUCCAGGCAGAUCUCGGUAUUUGUAGAGAGCUGCACUGUGCUGGUGAUCUUGGCUGGGAUCUGAGGCUGAAACCCUGGCUGGAAUGUGGAUUUGGAGCAGGAUGGAAGCUGCUGUAGAGAAGUCAUGGGUAUAUUUCUGAGCACAGAGCUAGGAGUCAGGAGAUGAGGGCUUCAUUUCUGCUUCUGGCUUGGCUUUCCUGCAUGACCUUUGGUAAGUUACACGAGGCCUCCCUCAGAGGGUCACCACGAGACAAAGAAAUGCCAUUGUAAUAUGUGGAGCCUUUCAAGAGUGGUGAUAGUAUAAAACAAUAUUAAACCUCUAACUUCUCGGCCCCUAAUUUUCCUCUCACCCAUGAAACGGGAUGCUCCAGCUUCCCUCCUUCAGCUUCAGAUAUGUCAAUAUAGAGUUUCAUUCCAGAUAAUUAGAGAGGGGUGGCCAUAGCGUACUCUCAGUACAAGGGUCCCGUCAAACCCCUGCUUGCAUACACAGACUAGACCCCAAGCUUAGUCCAAUCCUGACCAGUGUGAAACAUCCUCUCCUCACAAAUGGCAUGUACAACUAGAACAGACUGAUGGGAUUAAAAAAAAAUAAUAACAAAAGGAUUCUCUAUUUUUUAGAGCCUCUGCUUGGCCCAUUGCUGCCAAGUGGUUCUGCUGCUCAGUAAUGCAGGCAGGGAAAGGCUGAGCAGCAGGAUCAGAGCACACAUAGAGGGCAAGAUUCACGUGUUACUAAGGCUGCUUUUUCAGAUUUGUGGCUAGACUGGGAUGGAAAUUAGGAACUGACCCCUUCUUCCCCCGCAUUGGGCAGUUUUGUCCUUCAUUUUGCAUACAUAGACACUAGAGGGUGUAAAUGAGGGCAGAACUCCUCAGUCCUUACAGGCAUCAUGAUAAAUAACUGUAUAGCAUAGCUAAAAAUGUAGUGCCAAAUGCCAUUGUCUGAUUUCCUACCCUUCCUUCUCCUUCCACCUGUAAAUUCAUUUCUCACCCAAAAUGUACAAACCACUCCCUCCACCAAAAAUCAGAACUCCAGCAAACCACUGAACAGUUUAUAAUUUUGUGGUGUAUUUUUUGUCAGUAGGUAGCAGAGACUGAAGUAUUUUUUGGUGUAAUUCUUGAACUUUUCUGACGGGAUUAAAAUAAAGCUAGAUGUGACCGAG